AUGCGUCCCAGAUCCGUCGUAUUCGCCCUGACAGCCGCCGUCCCCUGCCGAGCCGUCGGCCUCACAGGCAUCGACACCUUCCCCGAGAACCCCCUCUGCGCCCAAGCCUGCUACAACUCCCUCGCGACCUACCGACUCGACUGCUCCAUCGUCCACGAAGACGACUCCAGAGGCCACCAUCACGCCCACGUCAUGACCUCGCCCGAAUGCCGCGCCGGCAACGAGCACUUCCUCCGCUCCCUCGCCUGGUGCAUCAGCACCAAGUGCGCCGAUGCAGGACUAUCCACCCCCGAGAUCGAGGAGUUUUGGUUCCGCGUGAGCACAGACGACCCGGCGGUGCCGCCCCAAUGGAGCUAUACCGAGGCGCUGCGGACUGUUGAGGAGCCCCCCGUGCGCGAGCUCGGCCAUGGGGAUACCAUCAACGCAACGGUGCGCACCCCUGAGUUUUGGUCCGUUCUGUACGGCACGCAGACCACUCUCUACCAUGAAACCAGGAACGGGUCCAUCUUUGGACUCGUAAUCCUUCUCACCGGCUUCGGUAUACCCAUCCUGCUUAGCUGGCUGGGGCGCUUCCCCUAUAUUGGCACCCUCUACGACAGAAUCAACCCCUACCUCGUCUAUCCGAGCCUCAUCGGCACCUACCAAGUCCGCCCCCUACCGUACCAGCUAGGCAACGCCCCGACCAUCGGCCAGGGCCUCUACAUAGGCCUCAUGGUCGUCGUAAACGUCAUCGUCAGCGCCGUCGACUACCGCACCACGCCGGCCCACCUAUGGUUCCAGAGCACCUCCCAGCAGGUCGCCGGCUACCUCAUGUACCGCACGGGCGUGCUAUCAUUCUCCAUGGCCCCGCUGCUCAUCCUCUUCGCCGGCCGAAACAACAUCCUGCAGUGGCUCACCGACUGGCCGCACUCGACCUUCCUGCUACUGCACCGCUGGAUCGCCCGCCUCUUCGUGCUGCAGGCGCUGCUGCACACCAUCCUCGCCGUCGCCGUCUACGCCGAGAUGGGCAUCUACGAGGCCGAGUCGGUCCUCGACUACUGGGUCUGGGGCGUCGUCGCCACCGUCCUGGCCUGUCUGAUGUGCGUCGCCUCCGUCGGCUACUUUCGUCGUCUCUCGUACGAGAUCUUCCUCGUCGGCCACGUCGUCAUGGCCGUCUUCGUCAUCGUCGGGUGCUGGUACCACGUCAUCUACCGCUUCGACAUCUCCGCCGGCUACACCACGUGGCUCUACGCCGCCUGCGCCGUGUGGUUCUUCGACCGCCUCGUCCGCGUCGGCCGGAUCCUCAAGACCGGCGUCCGCUAUGCAGAGGUCACCGACGUCGGAGAUCACCACGUUCGCGUGGACAUCGAGGGCAUCCGGUGGGGCGCUGCGCCGGGAAAGCACGCUUACGUCUACUUCCCGGGCCUCAACCCGCUGCGGCCAUGGGAAAACCACCCCUUCUCCGUGCUGCCCACGUCGCUGUUCCGACCCCCGACACAGCAGUGUGGCGCGGGCGCCGCCGACGCCACUGCAGCGAGCAGCACAAGGGCCGACUCGGAGCAGAAUGACGUGGAAAAGAGCCAGGCAAGCCCGGCGGUAACAGUCUUGGGUACAUGUAGCAAGGGACCGCCUGCCCACAGAACCACGGCCGGCGUGACUUUCUUCGUGCGCAAAUCCGAAGGAAUGACCAAGUCCCUCCGGACGACCCAUGGCAGACUCCUCGCCUUGCUUGACGGGCCUUACCCCAACAACUCGGUCCAGGCCGUUCUAAAGUGCGAUCGCGUUCUCCUGAUUACCGGCGGUAUUGGCAUCACGGGCGUCUUGCCCUGGGUCCAGGCGCAUUCCAACGCGAGGCUCUGUUGGUCCAUCAAGGAGAGGGACGGGUGCCUUGUCGAUGCCUUGGACGGAGUGUUGCAAGGUGUUGCCGAAAAGGACGUCAAGAGGGGCCAGAGGAUCGAUGUCGAGGCUAUCCUGAAUCAGGAGGUUGAGGCGGGGUGGACCAGAAUCGGGGUGGUUGCCUGCGGGCCGGGCGGCCUGUGCGACCAUGUGAGAGCGGCUGUUGCAGCGGCCGGAAGAAAACACAGCACGGUGUUUGAACUAGAAGUCCACGCCUACUCUUGGUAA
Messenger RNA from Sodiomyces alkalinus F11, 2103 nucleotides. RefSeq lists its product as hypothetical. Gene Ontology annotation, cellular component: plasma membrane. The transcript has 3 exons. Bases 1 to 2103 code for a protein of 700 amino acids. Gene Ontology annotation, molecular function: ferric-chelate reductase activity. Gene Ontology annotation, biological process: intracellular iron ion homeostasis; iron ion transport; copper ion import. The record is from RefSeq and is a predicted model, not a curated record. NCBI's taxonomy places the organism in Eukaryota, Fungi, Ascomycota, Sordariomycetes, Glomerellales, Plectosphaerellaceae.